This is a messenger RNA of Saccharomyces cerevisiae S288C, 1467 nucleotides long. RefSeq names its product Hfi1p (gene HFI1). Bases 1 to 1467 code for a protein of 488 amino acids. Lineage: Eukaryota; Fungi; Ascomycota; Saccharomycetes; Saccharomycetales; Saccharomycetaceae. Gene Ontology annotation, cellular component: SAGA-type complex; nucleus; SAGA complex. The record is from RefSeq and is marked reviewed. The transcript has a single exon. Gene Ontology annotation, biological process: positive regulation of DNA-templated transcription.
AUGUCAGCUAUACAAUCGCCAGCACCUAAACCUCUGCAGCCAACUUAUCCAGCUGCUUCGCCAGCUUCCACGAAUGCAUAUAUGAAGCCGGGCCUAAUUGGUAGUCCUGCCGUCAGUAAUCAUACCGAGCCUAACAAUGGUAACAAUGAAACUGCGGAGCCUCAGGGACCAAAUCAGAGAAUUGAUUUGGGUGCCAUGAUCGAAGAAUUAACCUCACUAUUGGGAAAAGAAAGCUGGACGAAAUAUGCUCAGAUCAUCAGUCUUUUCAUUUUAGGGAAGUUAUCCAGAAAGGAACUUUCUAAUGAAUUAGAGCUGGUAUUUUCACCAAGCGCUGCAAGCUUAGAAAAAUCAAAUACAAAUCAUCACCAUAGUUUAGUACGACUUCAUAACCAACUUUUAUUAGGGAUUUUUGCUAAUUCAUUACGUGAAAACCCUCUUGGGAGAAACGGUAAUGAGAGUUCUUGGGGAUUUGGCAAUGGAAGCAACAAUCCAAACAAUAAACUAAAAAGAAUCAAUAAGCAUAACUCUCAAAUUGAAGUCUAUAAAAAAAUUGUCAUGUCGUUACCUCUAAAUGAUCGAAAUAGACUUAAAAUGAUCACGAAAGAGGCCGGCAAAAGAGGCUUCAUUUUUUGCUCUGUAUUUCAAGCCAGAUUAAAUAAUAUACCCAAAAUUCCCAUUGUAACCAAUCCAGAAAGUUUGAAGCGUGUCAAGAGCAAUAAUUUAAAAACGCCGCUGGAAUGGUCACAAGAUAUAAUGAAUGGAUUCAACGUUCCUUUAGCGAGCGAAAGCCAUUCUUUACCAGACACGGAUUCGUUUUACUUAAGAAUGGUUGGUAUAGCAAGAGAACAUGGGUUAGUCGGCACAGUGGACGCACGUUGCGUAGAGCUUAUAUCAUUGGCCCUAGAUCAAUAUCUAAAAAAUAUAAUAGAGUUUACUAUUGAUACAGUUCGUUAUAGAAGGAAGAAAUAUUCAGAUUAUUAUGAUUUGAAUGAGAGUGGGCUUUAUAAAUCCGUAUCAGAAAUGGCUGCUGAUAAACGCGAUGCCAAAAUUAAGCAGUUAGAUGAUGAUAAAAAUGAGGAUGAAUGUGCCGAUGAAGCCAAAAGUAUUAAUAACGGCAAUAACAGUAGCAAGGACGAUAUUGGCGACAUAUCAAUGAGCAGCAUUACAAAGGCUGGCGAAGCAGUUAAUGAGGAGUUACAUGAAAACAGAACGAUAUCAUUAACGAAUGAAGACAUAUAUGAUUCGUUAUCUAUAUUUCCGAAUUUGGUUGAACCUUCAGGUUCAUACUAUGCGUUAACUAAUUUAGGGCUAGUUAACGAUGAUGAACUAGUAGAUAUGAAGAGCAAUAUUGACGACUUGCCGGACUUCUUAAAUGAAAAGCCGACUUUCACGCCUUUGGAUGAAAGAAACGUUGGUACAAGGCAUGAAUUAAAUUGGUUAAUUAAAGGAAUCUUAACGGAAGAUUGA